Messenger RNA from Bursaphelenchus xylophilus (pine wood nematode), 4543 nucleotides. The record is from the annotation of a GenBank genome assembly. NCBI's taxonomy places the organism in Eukaryota, Metazoa, Nematoda, Chromadorea, Rhabditida, Aphelenchoididae.
AUGGCCAAGAAAAGUAAAUUGAAACGGCAAUUAGCGGCUGAACGAAAAGCGGAAAGAGAAAAGGCGCAGGGUAUCAAUUCAGGUAGGCGUUUUCUAACUACGCUUUUCUACAACUUAGGAGAAAGUCAUGCUGAACAACCUUCAUCGUCAGCUGGUCCCAGUCGACCGGCAUCUGCUCGCCCAACUCUGGCCGAUCUCGAACCUCCCGCGCCUCCACCUCUUCAUCCUCCAACUUCACGUGCACCAUUGGAUCCUCGGGCUCGUGCAGCCUGCGAUUCAAGGAGUAUAUACAGCGGUCUCCAGCUGCCGGAAGUUCCCACUCCAAAUUUGAACCAAUCUCAAUUAUUUUGGUCGGCAAAUCAGGUGCCGAGCACGGGUUUCCAUCCUACAAACAUUUUUGGAUCUGCACAAUCGAAUCCACAAUACAGUGGAAGAGACAGAUAUUACAAUGAGAAUUACGGUGGUGGUGCAGUCCGACAACAUGACCAUCAGGAGGGAAGAUCUCGGCCACGCGCCGAUUCUCAUAGGGAUUACCGAAGGAACGAUAGCCACAGGAGUCGUGGUUAUGAUACAGAUAGAUCCAGGGACCGACGGUCGGGUCAUUCCCGACAAAGAGAAGAAAGAAGCCAGCGAGUAAGUCCAGCUUUCCAAUUUUUGAAUUAAAUUUUAGAGCGGAAGACAUCGAGAAUUUGAAGAUAAAUUGGCGACACAAAAAAUUUUACAAGAGGAGGAAAAAGAGAAAGAGAAAAAACAGAGAGAAGAGGAAGACAAGAUUCGUCGAGAAAAUCGAAGUGCAUUGUCUACAGUAUGCCUGGGCAAUGAGGAUAUAUAUGAUAGUGACGAAUCUGGAGGUGUAAGUUUUAUUUUGAAUUUUGAUUUGCUAUCGAAUCAAUGACGUUUUUAGGUACCAAUGGAUUUAGAACCAGAUACACGCAAACGGACGCAGCGAUCGUCUCUGUCUCCGGAUAAGGUGGGUCUGGAAAGAAUAAGGUUUAUGUUUUUAGCGAUUCAAAGCGGAGUCAAUAUCGUCCGGUGAAGAAAAUCCCGGUCAGGUGUCUGAUUCUGAAUCCGAGGGGGAAAUCAAAGAUGUCCCCGAAAAUCCUGUUACCGACCUGGUCAAAGAAGUAAGAGUAAAAACUGGAGAUCUUACUGUAAUGAUGUUUCAGAUGUAUGAAUUGCAAUUCAAACAGAAUCCGUAUCUAUUCAAUAGAAAAGACUUUAUAAUUGACUGUUUCAAGACGGAAGACGAUGAAAAAACAAUCGUUCCUUAUAUCAAAGAGAAUGGAGUUGCAUUUGACGAGCAAGUUACUAAUCAUUUGAUGAAUCAAAACUGGGAUCAUACCAUCCAAAAAUGUCCGCCAAGGUCGUUAUACAACGCACACCCGGAGAAUAAAGAUGCUCUCAUUCCUACGGUAAGGGUUUGUAUUUUCUUGUUUCCAAAGUUGUUGAUUUUUCUAGAAAUCAGAGCGACUGAACUACUUGAAUGUUGUCCUAAUCCCCGAACUAAAUGCUAAAUUGAAUACUCAAGCGAAUAAUGUUGCGAUCUGGUUGCAAUUACUAAGCGCAAAGGAUGAGAUUUAUAUUCUAAAGUCCGCAGAUCGACUGUCAGUAUCUGAAAUGGAGAAGAACGAGUUCUUGACUGAGCAGUUGGUAAUCAUCGACCACCUUCUGGAUUCGUUGCCUGGGAAAGAUCUGGAGGGAGUACUCACAUUUAAAUUGGAAUACUCUCUUCGAUUGAAACCAGAAGGAUAUUUGGAGGUGGCAGAAGAGAUCUUUGAGAAAUUUGUAAGAUUAUUAUUCACUCUUGUGCGACGUCUUGUCCAUUUUUUAGAUCAAAUCAGGAAAAAUGGUAUUCUCAUUGAAGUUAUGGGGCUGCAUUCUCAAGUAUUUCUGUAUUAAUGGAGCGAAGACAGUAGGUGACCAUCAUAUCCUAUCUUGAUUUGCAGAUGUAUUACAUUGACCAGUCUAUUCAAGUCUUGGUAAAUUUUCGGUUCAGUCGAGAUCAUAAACAAGACUUCUCCGCUGAGAAAAUUGAUAGUUUUUUGUUCGAACUGGUAUUUUAUAAAGCCAAGUUACACAUGGAAAGAAGUGAAACUCACAUUGUAGUGUCAAUGCUUCAAGCAUUCACUGAAUUUAACUUCUUUUAUCCUCCCGAAAUGGUCAAGAAGUCGUUUGUUUGGAAGCACGGAUCGUUUGAAAAGUUUUGGAAUUCGAAUCUGGAAAGAAUCGGAGAAAGAGAAGCCAAGUGUAAGAUUAGUUUAUAAUAUUUUUUAUUUUACCGUUUUUCGAUUUUAGCGUGGCGGGAAGUUAAAGAUUCGUUAAAUGAGGUGUUCCAAAAUCAGCAGAGGAGAAAUGAAGCUCAGUUCUUGAGGAAACAGAUGAUUAUUACCCAUCUUGAGGAGAUUAAUAUUAGUGGGAGUCAGGAAAUGGAGAGGUAUGUGGAACUGGAAAACAUUCGACAAGCAAGUUACUGGCAACCCUUGAAGUUUGAACAUAAUCUGGGUGAAGUCAUGGUAAGAAUCUUACUGUAGCAUUGUCAUUAAUUAGAUUCAAUCGCCUAAAUACACUGCCGGAUUUGAUGCUGAUGAGAAUGUAGCGGACGAUGAUGAUGAUUGUGAAAAUAUUCGUUGUGUGACGUCUGAUGGGUUCUUGAAGAGGAUAGUAAAAUUUGAUCAAAUCGAAUGUGUUCUAAGCAUCCUAAGACACCCAUUAGAAACAUUGGACCAGAAGGAAACGGCGAGAAGAUUGAAUGUGUUCAAAAAACGAAGAAAGGAAAUGCUCAUGUUGCUUUUGAGUGCGUUGAAAGUACCUGUUGAAGGAAAAGUAAGUUUAAUGUUCGUACUGGAUAAUCAAUCUUCCAGGCGGUAUUUAAUAUGGAGAGGUUGUUCAAAUCGCAUCUCAAGGCCCUUCCCAUGAAGUCCUACCAGAAAUUCGGAUUUCUCAAAUUCUUAAUCCGGUUCUCGGCCACACUUUUCAAAUUGGAGGACUCUGAAUUUGCUGAAGAGAUCAUUGCAACUGUGACCAAUGCAGUCGAGGAAUACUUUUCAAAUCUGGAUGGGAGUCGAUUCAGCAGUCAAUGGCCAGCCUUUCAGAAAUGGACUUUUAAUCAAUUCUUCGUCGAGGAGGGCAAACAAGCUUUGAAUAUUUUUCUCAGAGCCAAAUUGCUGGAAGUGGAAGCCAAUGUGAAGAGAUAUUCCAAAGCUGCUCAUUUUGUUAAUGGAAGAAAUCUUUUGGCAAAUGACAAGGAUCUCUUGGAAAGGAUGGUUAAAAUCUUGAUUGAAGCUGGAGAUCCAAUCAGGGGGCAUCUUCCGAACAGAGUCAUCUCCCUAUGGAUGACCACCAUGAUCGCUGAUUAUCUCGAAAGUAUCCGGGCUGAGAGCGGAAAGGUCAAGGAUAAUAUCCCGUUUCUGAGUAAAGCUAGAUUACUGUGGAUGUACAGAUCACAGGGACACAAAUUGAAUCAAUUCUUUGAUGAGGUAAGUUGCACGGUUUAAGUUAACGGAGCUUCGUGUAGAAAGUUAAAAUCUUUUCGUUGGAUAUGGAACAAUCUGCGCAAGCUUACAAAGAGAUGUAUGAAUCCACUCCGGUGGACGAAAGCGACAAUUUUGGAAUUCUGGGAACGGUGAAGGACUUGACGCUGAAACUGUAUGAUAUGAUGGAAUGGGAAAAGACGGGACAAUCCAUUUACGAAGAUCUGCACAAAAAUAGAGGCGCGCAGAAAAAUAGUGGUAGGUAACACGUAACGAAUGUAAGGCAAAUAAUUUUUAAAUUUAGAAGAGGAAAAGGAGAAAUUAGAGGGAACUAAUUUUGUGGAAGCAUCGAGGAUCUCGAAGUUAUUCAGAUUGGAAAGAGUUGAACAGCUUGCUCAAUGUGAUCUGCUACAAAGAAGGGACAGGUAUUAUGAAUGGGCAGCACAUUGUCUGAACGUUUAUCCUUUCGAUCCGAAGGUGUGGAGACAUGGGAUUAAAUUAGAUUCCGUCAGUCCGAAACUGGAACGUCUUCUUCCGGAGACAAGAAAUAGAAUGAAAUGUGAGUGUAGUUGUUGAUAUUUCAUUUCCCUAGCUCCUUCCGUUCGCGUGUUCCAUCAAGCGAUCAAAGUUCUUCGAUCGUUCGUUGAUGCUGAAAGGACUUUCUUAUGUUCGGCAUCGUCUUCCACUUGUAUGAAGGGGUAUCUGAGAAGUCUGUCCGAGGAUUUGGUUCUACUCCAGACGUCGUUACCAUUCCCAGAAACCUUUGCCACCAGGCUGGCUCUGCUUUAUGAGAUGAAAAUUGCCAAACGAACCAACAAAACUGCUCCGGAUUUUACUGUGAGUUAUUGCAAAGUCGCGAUAACGAGAGUUUUAAUACCUCCAUUUGUAAUCAUUUGUUUUAGGAAGCUUGUAAAUUCUUCCAAAAUCACUUCCGAAGUCAGCAAUACUCGAAGAUCCUAAAGCUAUGCGGCCUUGAAUUUAAGCCUUUGCAAGAGUUCAGAAAUUAUUCGCCAGAUCAAUUUUUGUGGUUCACGAGUCUGGAUGAAGUGGAUUUGUUGCUCAGGGAGCAUUAA